AAAACAAGCAAAGCACUUCAAAAGAUCUCAUAGAUUGAGGUGCUUUGAGCUCGUGAUGAGAAGGAAAGGACACCAGUUUGUGAGAAAUAAUUAGGUAUGGCAGUAGCAGGAUGAAAAUUAGUGAGAAGACACAGAAAAACAUGGAGAAAGGCAAAAGAAGAAGACAUAGAUUAGAAGUAAUUCAAGUAGGAUGUGUACAGACAAAAGAAAGUGAAGAUACAAAAUUUUGAAUCUCACUCCAUGAAGGGAACAUUUGAUGCAGAAACAUUUAAGAUAAUGGCCCUCAAGCUCCCUUCAGUUGGCUUCCAAAUGAAAUCCUUAUAUGGAAAUAGAUUGCUUUUUGAUGCUCUUCUAGCAAGUUCUUGCUCUUAUGUCGUAAGGGGUAUGGCUGGACAUUCAAAAUGGUCUAAUAUUAGGCACAUUAAAGCUGCCAAUGAUGCACAGAAAAUGAAAAUGUUUACAAAGUUUUCUCGAAUGAUGAAAAUAGCGAUAAAAGAGGGUGGUGGUACAGACCCAAAAUUGAAUUCAAAAUUAGGAAAAGUAGUUGAACUUGCCAAGAGUAGUAACAUGCCUGUGGCCUCAAUUGAACAUGUCCUCAAGUCAUCUCAAAAAUCACAGGACAAUGCAAAAUCUUACAUGCUGGAGUACAGAGGUCCUGGUGGAGUUUUUCUGCUGGCAGAAAUAGUUUCGGACAACUUGAGUCGGUCCAAGCAACUAAUAACAUCAGCUACAAAGAAGUUGAACGUUCAGGAGCUUAAAGCUGGUGGAGCACGUUGUUUGUUUGAUGAAAAAGGCGUCAUAAUUUCAACUUGUGAAGGUGUCUCAUAUGAGCAAGCCAUGGAUCAUGCCAUCGAAGUAGGAGCUGAGGACGUAGCUGAGGAAGAAGGAAAUUUUGUGUUUACUACCUCCCCUGAAGACUUUUUCCAAGUGAAACAAGCAUUAGAAGGGAUUAACUUCACUGUUAAAUCUGCAGAUAUACAGUAUAUAGCCACUAAUCCAGCAACAGUAUCGGAUCAAGAUUUAGAGAAGUUAAGCACAGUCUUAGAAAAGAUGGAAAAUUUAGAUGAUGUGAUGAAAGUUCAUGUAAAUCUGUAGUAGAGUUGUUGUAGAUAUUAUGUAUGUUAGAAUAAAUAUUUUUAUUGUU
Messenger RNA from Macrobrachium nipponense, 1144 nucleotides. RefSeq names its product probable transcriptional regulatory protein NAMH_0626. Bases 241 to 1095 code for a protein of 284 amino acids. The transcript has 6 exons. NCBI's taxonomy places the organism in Eukaryota, Metazoa, Arthropoda, Malacostraca, Decapoda, Palaemonidae. Gene Ontology annotation, cellular component: mitochondrion. The record is from RefSeq and is a predicted model, not a curated record.